CUCCUCCAACCUACACUCCUACACCCUUGCAGAGAUCCGCUCUCCAACCUAUACUCCUACACCCUUGCAGAGAUCCGCCACUUCACGGCAGCGACUCCAAAACUCGGCAAGAUGGCUACUGGGCAGGGAGACGUUGAGAAAUUUGAGAUAGUUGACAAGGAGCGGAAAAGACUCCUGGCGAAGGGAAUGCACCACAUUCAGGUUACGGACGAGAUCGAGGCCAAGUUCUCCUCAGAGACUGAGUACAAGAAGUACCUCAAGUGGGUCAUCGAUAGGGCGAUCCGAAAGCCUCUGCCCCGGCCUCUCGCCGUACGAAUCCCCCCGGCAAAGGAGAUUAUCGCCAUAUUCCGCAGGGCCGACGUGCGUAACGGCAACGAUAUUUGCCGAAUCAUCGGUACUCUCAACCUUCCCGGUAUGCCCUACAUUGGGCUAGGCACAAUGAACAACGUCGGUUAUCGCCUUUACACCGACCCGGAGCUUCUCGCGCCUACUCGCGAUCGACUACACGACGAGCCUCGACGACUCAUGGAGGAAUCGGUGAUGGGUGUCAAUCUGAACGUGAUCCCCCCGAUUGGAAAACGUGCAACUCAAGAGCCUGUCCUGAGUGACGAUUCGGAAGCACUCAAGGAUAAGAACGGGUUCGUGUUUUGUCAGCUGGGGAGCUUGCAGUACUACGAUGGAGACACCAGAAGCGCAAGUGAGCAUCUACUUCGAAAAGGUCGUUGGGUCCACACGGGAUACGCGGUGGUAGCCAAAAUCGACGGUUCGACUGGGAAGCUUGGAGAGAUCUACAUCAUGUUCAAUUUUCGACCUGUGGACGAUGACGGUGAGAGAGCAGAAUAUUGGCCCGGCGGUAUUGAAUAUGGAGAGCUCCCGGAAGUCGAUUUCCGUUUCACCAUGGCCAAAAUCGCCGACGAUAUCCAAGAGUUGCAGCACGGCAAAGACUUCACCCUUCACCUAGGCACGGUCCGGUACGGCAACUUCGAGUUAGUGCCUGCUGUCAAAACCCGUAACCUUCGUCACAUUGUUCGGCAAUACGUUAGCUCAAGGCAACAUGGCCAGCAAGGGAGCUCAAGAGGUUGAAAAAGAGUUCUUAACAUUACCCCUAGGAUAGCUAGAAACUCCAGGGCGGUCGACAUGAGCUUGUCAUACAGUUUACUUCUUCGGAUGUAGCCUUAACUUAUACCCUCAUUAUAUGCGAACUGAUAUAUCUGCGUGUCCUAAUUAGCAUGACUUUUCCG
This is a messenger RNA of Trematosphaeria pertusa, 1241 nucleotides long. RefSeq lists its product as uncharacterized. NCBI's taxonomy places the organism in Eukaryota, Fungi, Ascomycota, Dothideomycetes, Pleosporales, Trematosphaeriaceae. The record is from RefSeq and is a predicted model, not a curated record. The transcript has a single exon. Bases 112 to 1083 code for a protein of 323 amino acids.